Messenger RNA from Rhinolophus ferrumequinum (greater horseshoe bat), 2417 nucleotides. It is a transcript of the gene IST1, whose product is annotated as IST1 factor associated with ESCRT-III. Gene Ontology annotation, biological process: protein transport. Lineage: Eukaryota; Metazoa; Chordata; Mammalia; Chiroptera; Rhinolophidae. The record is from RefSeq and is a predicted model, not a curated record. Bases 154 to 1248 code for a protein of 364 amino acids. The transcript is spliced from 10 exons.
AGAAGGGCAUGGCUAGCUCGGCCCCGUGGAUCCCUCCGCCUGCGUUUUCUGUGCUGAGGCCGAGGUAGCCGCCAUUUUGGAUGCUGGGCUUUGAUUCUGAAGUCAGUUUCUGCGGUUUUCACGCUUGAAUUCGGUCAGGAAGAAUAGCACAGCAUGCUGGGCUCUGGAUUUAAAGCUGAGCGUUUACGAGUCAACUUGAGAUUAGUAAUAAACCGUCUUAAACUAUUGGAGAAAAAAAAAACGGAACUGGCCCAGAAAGCGAGGAAAGAGAUUGCAGACUAUCUGGCUGCUGGGAAAGAUGAACGAGCUCGGAUCCGAGUGGAGCACAUUAUACGAGAAGACUACCUGGUGGAGGCCAUGGAAAUCCUGGAGCUGUACUGCGACCUGCUGCUGGCUCGGUUUGGCCUCAUUCAGUCCAUGAAGGAGCUAGAUUCUGGUCUGGCUGAAUCUGUGUCUACACUUAUCUGGGCUGCUCCUCGACUCCAGUCAGAAGUGGCUGAGUUGAAAAUAGUCGCUGAUCAGCUUUGUGCCAAGUAUAGCAAGGAGUAUGGCAAGUUAUGUCGGACCAACCAGAUUGGAACUGUGAAUGACAGGCUAAUGCACAAACUGAGUGUGGAAGCCCCACCCAAAAUCCUGGUGGAGAGAUACCUGAUUGAAAUUGCCAAGAACUACAAUGUGCCCUAUGAGCCUGACUCUGUGGUCAUGGCAGAAGCUCCCCCUGGGGUAGAGGCAGAUCUUAUUGAUGUUGGAUUCACAGAUGAUGUGAAGAAAGGGGGCCCUGGAAGAGGAGGAGGGGGCGGGUUCACAGCACCAGUUGGUGGACCUGACGGAACAGUGCCAAUGCCCAUGCCCAUGCCCAUGCCAUCUCCAAAUACUCCUUUCUCAUACCCACUUCCAAAGGGACCAUCGGAUUUCAAUGGAUUGCCAAUGGGGACUUAUCAGGCCUUUCCCAACAUUCAUCCACCUCAGAUCCCAGCAACUCCCCCAUCGUAUGAAUCUGUUGAUGACAUUAAUGCUGAUAAGAAUGUCUCUUCUGCACAGAUUAUUGGUCCUGGACCCAAGCCAGAAGCCUCUGCAAAGCCCCCUUCCAGACCUGUGGAUACCUAUGACAACUUUGUACUACCGGAGUUACCAUCUGUGCCAGAUACACUACCAACUGCAUCUGCUGGUGCCAGUACCUCAGCCUCUGAGGACAUUGACUUUGAUGACCUUUCCCGGAGAUUUGAAGAGUUGAAAAAGAAAACUUAGGCCAAUUUGGGAGCUAAUACUGAGCAGUUUCUCCUAACGAAGAAUCUCCAUGAAAUUCUGUUUCAUCUCUUAACCAUCACCAAGCACACUCUUCCUCUAGGCUUUCUUCCUGCUCUACCAAAUUCUGCUGCUUUCCAGUUCUUUAUUGCUUCUAAGAGACGAACGACUGGAGACACUGAGGCCGGAGCAGCUGGCUCCUGUAAACUGUGCUUGUCCGUUUCCUGUCAGUGUGAUGCCUGUCUCACCAUCCCUCCACAGGGGAGUGAGAAGGUAAAAAGCAUUGUGGGAAGAGCUGCCAAAGAUGGCUGGACAAUGGAACAGAGUACUUCAUGAAGUAUCUCCACCCUGUGCUAUGGUUCUAGACAUAGAAAUAAACCUCUCUGUAUAGAGGGAUUGCGGUGAGUGAGGAUCAAGGCCAAGGUGUAUGUUUUCUCACUCUAAUAUGAAUGGGAGAGAGAGUAAAUGACUCAGGAAGCCAUUGUAACAGUUCUUGGAAGCUGGGUCCUCUCAUUGGCAUAUACACUACUCCUUGCUGUAGGGCACUAUUCUACCUGGAUCCAGUUGCAAGUUUUUUUGGAAAGUUGAAGGCCUCUUUUAGUUCUGCUGGAUUCUCAGGGAGCCCUCUGUGGCCUUUUGCUUUAUUUGAGUGCUGUGUUUUCCUUUUACCAGAGGGCAGCAAUGUAUCAAUUCCUGUUUUUCCCAUAGCAUGUUCUGUUGGAUUGCAUUACUGACGGACAGGUCACAAAUUGGGCAGAAGUCACCAUUCAAGGCUAAGGUGGGCUUCCAGUUGCCUUAAUAGAAGUAUUCAAGUCUCUUGAAUAGUGAGUUGGAAAGCCUACAAGAGAAGAGGGGUCCCUGUUUUCAUUUGAAAACUUUACGAUUAAGAGAACCUUUAAAAACUGAUUUCAUACAUUUUGGUGCCCAGGUGGCUGUAGUUCGCUGCUUUCCUGGAUGGACAAGACUCUUCCUGUUGUAACUUAUGUGUUCCUUUGCCCUCUAGGUAAGGCCAUCCUUUCCCACAGGGAUGGCUUUGGGAUCGGAAGAUAAUGACUUUGGCUUCUGUGUAAUGGAUCUGUACAUACUUGUUUCAAGCAACUUUUCUUUAAUGUUUUUGAUUGGUUUGUAUCUCAGACAUAACUCAGUAGCUGAUAAUAAAGUUAAAAAUUCUG